AUGGCAUCACAAACGUCAACGAAACUUAUCUCAUGUCAUAAGAAGCCAGGAACGACGCCAGCGUCACCCAUGCCUGUAAACCACCCACGCAAGCAGCAACACCACCAGGACGACGUCCGCUUCGAUCUCGCCGCCAUGUCUUUAUCCAUGUCGCGGAGCUCCCACGUCCAAGCGGAUUCAUCCAGCCAAUUUCCAACCCGCACCUCGUCAUGUUCCGACUCCUACACCGAGUCGACGUCAUGCUCCGCCAGCCUCUCCGGCCUACCUACACCCGCGACAUUGGAGCCAUCGCAAACAUCACCACCAAAGUCAAACUUGGAAUCCGAGGUAUCAUCAUCACCAUCAUCAUCCUCGAAGCCAGCUUCCCAGGAAGCGCAAACAAAUCAAGGUCCGCCCUGCAACAACUGUCAUCAACCCUCGACGCUCUGUACCGUGGGUCCACUGAAUCCAAAGGGGAACGCAGGGCGGAAAUACUUUGCUUGUAAGCGGUGUCCGUAUGGGUUGGCGUGGGUUGGGUGGGCUGGUGGUGAAUCCUUCGAUGUGGUUGCGAUCGCUGCGAAGGAUGAGGGUGUUAAUCCCCGUAAGGGUGAUCGUGGUGAUGGUGUUGGUUCUGUUCCCAGCAAUGCUGGCGUUGCCCGCGGUGGUAGUCAUGCUGAUGGGAUGCAUGGCACUGGCAGCAAAGAACCGAAAGCAAGUGGAGAAGGUUCACCCGUUACCACCCUUGAAAGAGGGAAGAAAUGGGGGAUCUCAAGUCCUCCUGGGAGUCUCAGUGAGGAAGAAGCCGAUGACAGGCCCAGGUGCUGCUGUGGUGAAGCCAUGAAGCUGGAUUACGUCGACGAGCGAGAAGCGGAUGGGAGCAUCGGUCAGGAUAUUGUGGUGACAGCGGUGCAUAUGCCCGUUUGA
Neurospora crassa OR74A is the source of this 903-nucleotide messenger RNA. RefSeq lists its product as hypothetical. The record is from RefSeq and is a predicted model, not a curated record. The transcript has 2 exons. The coding region runs from base 1 to 903 and encodes 300 amino acids. NCBI's taxonomy places the organism in Eukaryota, Fungi, Ascomycota, Sordariomycetes, Sordariales, Sordariaceae.